This is a messenger RNA of Xyrauchen texanus (razorback sucker), 1862 nucleotides long. RefSeq names its product 5-beta-cholestane-3-alpha,7-alpha-diol 12-alpha-hydroxylase-like. The record is from RefSeq and is a predicted model, not a curated record. Gene Ontology annotation, molecular function: heme binding; sterol 12-alpha-hydroxylase activity; iron ion binding. Bases 107 to 1639 code for a protein of 510 amino acids. The transcript has a single exon. Lineage: Eukaryota; Metazoa; Chordata; Actinopteri; Cypriniformes; Catostomidae.
AUGUCAUGUGACCUGGAAUUACUUCUGUGGGAGGAGUAUAAACACAGCUGCCAAGAACAAGGAAACAAAAACUGCCGUUCUGCCACUGGAAUGCAAAAAGUGGAACAUGGGCUAUCUCCUUCAAAUCCUGCUCGCUCUGUUCAUCUCUGUCAUAGGUGGCCUUUACCUUCUGGGGGCUUUUCGCCGCCGGCGGGCUGGAGAACCCCCUCUGGAUAAAGGCCCUAUUCCCUGGCUUGGCCAUGUGCUGGAAUUCAGGAAGGACACAGCAAAAUUCCUGCAGAGAAUGAAGGAAAAACAUGGAGAUAUUUUCACAGUGCAGCUUGGUGGCUUUUAUUUCACUUUCAUUACAGAUCCACUAUCUUUUGGCCCAGUGGUCAAAGAGGCAAGAGCAAAACUGGACUUUACCAAGUUUGCUGAGCAACUGGUUGCAAGAGUAUUUGGCUAUCAUUCCAUGGAAAGCGAGCACAAGUUGCUCCAAACAUCAAGCACAAAAUAUCUCAUGGGAGACGGUCUGGUUGUCAUGACUCAGGCGAUGAUGAACAAUCUUCAGAACUUAAUGCUCCAUAGUGUUGGAUCUGGGAAUGACAAUAAUUGGCAAGAAUCUGGACUGUUUUCUUACAGCUACAACAUUGUCUUCCGAGCUGGCUACCUGGCGCUCUUUGGUAACGAGUCACCCAAAACCACUGGGACUUUAGGAAAAGCUAAGGAAAUUGACCGACAACACUCGGAAGAACUUUUCAGUGAGUUCAGAAAGUAUGACCAGCUCUUCCCCAAUCUGGCUUAUGGUGUCCUGGGCCCUGGCGAGAAGUUGGAGGCAGAGCGUUUGAAGAAGCUGUUCUGGAACAUGCUCUCGGUGCAGAAGAUGAGCUCCAGAGACAACAUUAGUGGCUGGGUGCAAGAACAGCAACAGGCUAGGGCUGAGAAUGGCAUGCAAGAGUUUAUGCAGGAUCGGUUUAUGUUUCUACUUCUCUGGGCAUCUCAAGGAAACACAGGUCCUGCAGCCUUCUGGCUACUCUUGUAUCUUAUGAAGCACCCUGAUGCUAUGGCAGCUGUCAAGAAGGAAGUCGAGGAGGUUCUCAGAGAAACCAAGCAGGAGGUAAAGCGUGGUGGGCCACUUAUUGACCUGACCAGAGACAUGCUCCUCAAAACACCCGUGCUAGACAGCGCUGUGGAGGAGACCCUCCGUCUAACGGCUGCACCUGUCCUUACAAGAGCUGUUCUGCAGGAUAUGACCAUCAACAUGGCCAACGGACAACAGUACAACAUCCGAGAUGGUGACAGAGUGGCAAUUUUCCCCUACACUGCUGUUCAGGUGGACCCAGAGGUGUACCCAGAUCCCCUCACCUUCAAGUUUGACCGUUUUCUCACACCAGAUGGAAGCAAAAAGACCGAUUUCUACAAGGCUGGAAAGAAACUCAAGUACUACAAUAUGCCUUGGGGUGCUGGAACCACCAUGUGUCCAGGAAGAUUCUUUGCCACCAAUGAGCUGAAGCAGUUUCUCUUUCUCAUGUUGACAUACUUUGACUUUGAGCUGAAAAACCCAUAUGAAGAGAUUCCAGGUAUUGAUAUCAGACGAUGGGGUUUUGGCUCCAUGCAACCAACCAAAGACAUUCAGUUUAGAUACAGACUUCGAUUUUAGAUUGUUAUUAUAAUAUAAACUCAUUCCCAAAACUUUGAACAAUAUACUCAUUAAAAGGCAAUUGCACUCAUGAAAGCUUGCUUAGAAACUGAAAAUGUUCUACAUGUCCUGUGCAUUUGAAGUGAUUUCUGGAAAAAGUUAUAGUGUUACUGUGUCCUCUAGUACCCUGAGGUGUUGUUUUCACAAUAUCUCACAGUGACCAUGAGUGUGUGUGUGUGUUUAC